AAUCACAUGAUGCUCAAAACAAAUUCGGCGUUUUGGUUCAUUCUUUAAAAUUGGCAGAAACUCAAGUAUUUCACAGCAAAGAAAUGUCCAAACUUCCCAUCAAAUACUCAUCAGUGAACGUUAUACCGUCACCUGCAUUCCGAAAGUUCAUAACAAGCCGAUUCUCCCGUGACUCACGUUUACCCAUAACAAUCCAGAAUAUUUGCAAAAAUAAUUUGUCAAAAUGCAGCAAAAUCGAAGCCGAAGCUCCAGAGAAAGCAGUCGAAUUUACGGAAGAGGAAUAUGAAUUUAUGAAGGCUCAAAACGAGGAAAAUAAUCUGAUGAACUGCGAUCUUGAUGAUGUAAAUAGCGUUGAAGCUGAUGCAAAGUCGGAUGAUAUUCUGAAAUCAAGCUCGCAAAAUACCAGUGCCAGCACGUUAACGCUAUCAUUAAAUGACCUAAAAUGGCUGCAUCAGGCAUUAAAUCGGCUGCGAAAAGGCGACCCAGACGUACCGUAUUUACACGAACUCAUGGAAGAUUGCGAAAUGGUACUACCGAAAAACGAAAUCCAGGAACGAAACCCAGAGCUUGAAGCUCGGUGUCAGAAGCUUCGCAAGCAGCAAGAAGCUAAGGAAUACCAGGCAAUGACGAGAAAUGUUGACAACGUUCGGACACUGAUGCCGCAGGACACAAUCGCCUAUCAGAUGAAACAAAUCAAUCGACAAUUGAUUGCUGUGGCACAGUUCAUAUUUUCAGUAGCAGCCGGUUUUGCUUUCGGAUUCAUUGGCAUUGAACUGAUCAUCGGUCAACUGGAUUUCGGAUUCCGAUUACUGCUCGGUAUCAUGAUUGCUCUUAUUAUUGCUCUAGCUGAAAUAUAUUUCCUGGCGAAGAAACUAAACGAAGAGUACGAACAACAAACUAUCCAGCCGGAAGCCACGGAAACAGGCAAAAGAAAGGUGGUCGAAUCAAUCGAAAUAACUUCGAAAACCUCACCUAAGGCAAAGGGAAAGCUUCAUCAAGAUUGAGGUAAUUUCAUUUUUCUUUACCGUUCUACUGUUACUUAAGUCAUUUUCCGUUUUUAAUGUACGAUAAGGAAACAAGAAAA
Ochlerotatus camptorhynchus is the source of this 1084-nucleotide messenger RNA. Its product is annotated as transmembrane protein 199-like. The coding region runs from base 84 to 1004 and encodes 306 amino acids. The transcript has 3 exons. The record is from RefSeq and is a predicted model, not a curated record. Gene Ontology annotation, cellular component: endomembrane system. Lineage: Eukaryota; Metazoa; Arthropoda; Insecta; Diptera; Culicidae. Gene Ontology annotation, biological process: vacuolar proton-transporting V-type ATPase complex assembly.